GGCUAAACCACAACCAGUCACACCAGCAGCAGCUUCCUGGCUUCCUGCCAUAGUAGAGAAAAUUUUGCAUAGAAAGAGUCGAACUCGUCAUCUUCAUUGCUACAUUUUCUGUCCUCAAACAAAGGCACACAUCUGAAUCAUUUGAUAGUCUGAUCCCAUCGUCCUCCCCCCUCUCUCCUUCAAGCUCACGCCCAAACGAAGGCACACAUUUUUCGCUGUUCUAGAAAAUCAAAUUGGGGCAACGUUUCAUUUACUCUUUUGGAGGAAAAUGUAGGAAAAGUGAGAGGUGCCCUGUUCGGGUGCGGGAUUUUGGCGCUUGAUCUAGGGGAUAAAGUAAUGUGACAUACCAUUUGAAAGUGUGCUGCACCAAAAUGCAUCCUCCAUUGACAUUACACCGGCACCCAAUGUGUGCUGAAGUCAUUGAGGCUUUCCAAAAAUGUCAUGCGGAACACCCCGUUGGCAAAUUUUUUGGCAAUUGCACUGACCUAAAAGUUCAACUUGACCGCUGUUUCAGGCAGGAGAAAGCUGUAAAGCGAAAGGCAAACUUUGAACAGAGCAAAAAACUGAAGGAAAAUUUACUAGCGCAGAGGAAAGAAACUGCCGGACAAAGUUAGCAAUGAUUUUGGGUGUUGCAAAUUUACAGAUUAUGAUUUGCAGUGAUGAUGGAGACGUAGGUCUUGUUCCCAUUUAGUUAUGCAUGUAGCAGUUAAAGAAAGGGGAGUUGUUAUUAUUCUCUAUAUCACUGACUUUGUGUUCAUUUUCUAGGAACAUUUGAGGAAUAGGUGCUGUGAUCCAAAAUUUUGAUUUGUGGAUAUUGUAUAAUAGAAUUAACGGUUUUUUCAUGAAA
Molecule: messenger RNA, 847 nt
Organism: Spinacia oleracea (spinach)
Lineage: Eukaryota; Viridiplantae; Streptophyta; Magnoliopsida; Caryophyllales; Amaranthaceae
Exons: 5
Coding region: 372-614 (80 amino acids)
Cellular component (GO): mitochondrion
Source: RefSeq, a predicted model, not a curated record